Messenger RNA from Larimichthys crocea (large yellow croaker), 576 nucleotides. Its product is annotated as protein piccolo-like. The transcript has 5 exons. Lineage: Eukaryota; Metazoa; Chordata; Actinopteri; Sciaenidae. Bases 43 to 576 code for a protein of 177 amino acids. The record is from RefSeq and is a predicted model, not a curated record.
AGUAUUUGUACAUGAGGCCCCAGGUGUCUUUUCCUACGAAAGAUGGCUUCCAAACCAAAACCACACAGGGCCAAGGGAGAGAACGAGUGGAUAUCCCGCCUGCGAAGAUUUGCUGCCUCAGGCGUUUGGCCCUCUGAGACAGGAAACAGACCAGCACCUCUGCAGAAAAAGUGGCAUGAUCUAUAUCUGAAGAUUGAGAAAUGCCCAAAGCAGAUGAGGGGACAAAUGUCAGUGUUUGGAGGUGCAAAGAGCUGUGGCUGUGGUUUCCAUGCAGAGAAGCCUUCCAGUUCGCUCCCUGCCUCAGGGCAUCCAGGACCCUCAUAUACAGUGGCACAGCAGCCAGGGCUUUCAUCUGCUGAGACGCUGCAUCCAGGACCCUCAUAUACAGUGGCACAGCAGCCAGGGCCUUCAUCUGCUGAGACGCUGCAGCCAGGACCCUCAUAUACAGUGGCACAGCAGCCAGGGCCUUCAUCUGCUGAGACCCUGCAGCCAGGACCCUCACCUGCAGAUUCGCUUGUGAUGUGGCGGGUUAUCCGUUUCCUUGGAAACAGUCCCACCCCUGGUCAGAACAGCUGA